This is a messenger RNA of Caenorhabditis bovis, 666 nucleotides long. Lineage: Eukaryota; Metazoa; Nematoda; Chromadorea; Rhabditida; Rhabditidae. The record is from the annotation of a GenBank genome assembly.
AUGCUAUCAAAAGGUAGGAGCUCGAAAUUGGAAGCGCACGUUUUUUCGACAGAACUUUUGUCUCUAUUCGUGGUGCUUUUCGCUGCGGGACCCGUCGAUGCCAAGGUCCAAUGUCAAGGUUCGGAGCUGAGCGCCAGCAACAACGCGGAGCUGUCGAAAAUGACCGAAAAGGAGUGCACACAUGUCGUCGGCGAUAUUGUGCUCAAAAAUUUGAUCGGCGAGCACAAAUUUCCGCAAUUUUUAUCGAUAAAACAUGUCCAGGGAUCGAUCAUCAUCAAAAACACGUCAUAUCUCGACGAUGCCAUCAACUUCCAGAAUUUGGCCGAAAUUAUCGCCGACAAACAACCGGCGCUUCAAGUCGAAGACAAUCGCAAACUCUAUUUGGCGUGGGGCGGCCGUUUGCGAGUGGUUCGCACCAAUAACAAAAUCACCUAUCUUCUGAAAAACAACGGAAUUUCGCCAAUAUCGCCGAAUCUUUACAAUGUCCUUUAUUAUGCCGCGUUUCCACGCUCGACAUUCCUCAUCGACACUCACAUGAAUGUAAUGGUCACCAAUGAAUCAUUUUAUAAAGCGAUGGCCGCCGCCUUCGGAUUCAUGUCGUUGUUCCUAGCAAUUGGACUCAUCGCCGUUGCGUGUUAUGGAAGAAUCCGCGAGCACGAAGAUUAG